UCCUUUCCUUCCUUUUUAAUCGAAUCUUUCUCCACCCCGUGUCCUCUUUCACAUUGUAUAACAUCUCUCUUCUUACCUUAUCUCAUCGUCUCCCUGUUUCAAGAAACAAAAACAGACACUCCGAUCAUUUCGCCCCUAUCAGACUGUGACUCCUUUGUAGGUCACAACAACAUAUUUGCGCUCAACAUUGCCUAGACCAACAAUGGCCAGACACACCUCGGUCGACUCCGAAAGGCCUAUCAUGGCGCAGUCCAACCGGACAUCGAAGAGAUUCUCGACUGUGAGCGGAAGCCCCUCAGUUGCGUCAUCAGACCUUUCGAGCCUGCCUAGUGGAGAUCCCCGCCUCGCCGACUUCCAUCACCUGCGCGAUGGCUUGGAACGCUUGGAAAACAAGCCCCUUCUGAAACAGCGAUUUGUUCCCACACCCGAAAAGACCGAUAAUCUGAGCAAAUUGGCUCUGGGAGCAAAGGUCGAGCGCGCUCUGGACCGAAGAAUGACGGGCCAGGAUGCCAUCAUGCGCGAGCCCACCUUGAACGAGAAAGCUGUUGUCGAGUCGACUGCGUCGCAUUGAUAUGACCUCAAAUACUUUCGUAAAGAUGUCGACUGGAUUUCCCGCAUGAUUGUUAUGGUUUUUUGUGAUCGAAUUCUCGCACCGUACCCUUGGGGUUUAAGCCUCUUGUUUUCCCCGUUGCUGCGACGGAAUCCUAUGAAACGCGUCUGAUACCUAUCAUUUUCUGGAUGUGAAGCCUGUCUAAUAUCUGUUUUCAUACCCCUGCCUCGAGCUAGCUGUUCUGUUUCUGCGAGUUUGACGCCCCUUGCGGCUGCCAAUACAAUUCUUUGUUCUUUUUCUCCGGUUUACAGGUCCUUUGCACUUGAACGAGCUAUAUGACCCCUGGAAUAACCUAUGUUAUGCUUGGAAGGUGGUUUGUGUUUCCUCAGAUCAGUGGCCGCAUAAAUUGAGUUCUGAUAAAGGCGAC
Aspergillus homomorphus CBS 101889 is the source of this 977-nucleotide messenger RNA. RefSeq lists its product as uncharacterized. The transcript has 3 exons. The coding region runs from base 203 to 571 and encodes 122 amino acids. The record is from RefSeq and is a predicted model, not a curated record. Lineage: Eukaryota; Fungi; Ascomycota; Eurotiomycetes; Eurotiales; Aspergillaceae.